Molecule: messenger RNA, 2122 nt
Organism: Cyprinodon tularosa
Lineage: Eukaryota; Metazoa; Chordata; Actinopteri; Cyprinodontiformes; Cyprinodontidae
Gene: trim107
Product: tripartite motif containing 107
Exons: 2
Coding region: 159-1700 (513 amino acids)
Source: RefSeq, a predicted model, not a curated record
AUGAAGCAAUGUUAUCUGCAGGUAGUGUUGCAACAUGAUAGAGGUGUUUAUGACUGGCGCACAUCUCUGCGUCAGAGCGCCUUGUUUGCUCAACCUUCAUCAGGAAGAAGCGGCAGCAAACAGAGGACUAACAGAAGGUUUCCAGUAUACACGCCAUCAUGUCUGUGUCUGAGGAUGAAGCAAACGUUUCCUCACAUAAUCCCUCAGAAGCCUCGGCUUCUGAGCUCAUGUGUCCCAUUUGCCUGCAGCUCUUCUCUGAGCCUCUUUCUCUUCCCUGUGGUCAUGUCUAUUGCUUUCCGUGCCUUGAGACCAUGGAAGAAGGCCUCGAUCAACACAGCUGCCCGCAAUGUCAAGCGGAAUACCCAGGAAGCUCUGCUCUUGUGAAACAAGUCAAAAUGCCCCAAUUUGUAGAGACCUUAAAAUCCGAUCCUGGAAAAGUUCUCUCCACUGAAGACCAUCCUGAUGUCCUCCAUGUGAUAUCCAAGAGUAUGCAGGAUUUAGCAAUGGAUCAGUCAACUGGUGAAAGCCAAUGUGGAGAAAAAGGGAGGGAAGAUGGAGUCUGUGAGAUUAGGUCUGAAUCUAAAGACAUACCCUAUAAUCCAGUGCCAGCAAAAAAUCUAAGCAGAGACAAAAUGGAAAUGAAGGUACCCAAGUUUAAACUUGCAUCUCAAGUCACAGAAUUACACUUGAAGCUAGAGAUGGCAGAAGGUGCUCUAAAGAAGGAGAGGGAGUGGGAGCUUCAGGUGAAAACCUCCAACUGUCAGCUGAGAGAGAAAAUAUCUGAGCUGCUAGGGCAGAUGACGGACACUCUGCACAGCUAUGGUGACCAGGUAAGGCAGAUUGUGGAGAAGGAGUUAGGUCCAGGUGAAGCCAGCAUCAGUAGUCGAGUGGGUGAAACGUCUGAGCUGGUCAAACAGCUGAGGCACGCUGUGCUAACUGCUGAAUCACUUCUGACUGAAGAUGACGAGAAGGCAUUCAGUGACGAACUUCAAAGUCUUAAGCCCUGUAUUGCAGAAUUAUUGGCUAAACCACUUAGAGCAGACCAAGACUUUGUGGAAACCAAGGCCAGCGCUGUCCGAGCCUGUCCCCAGCUGGAGGACAUGAGCUCUGAGCUGAGGGAACAACUUGGAGAGAUUCAGCGCUCCCUUCGGAACACCCUCAACCCAUCAGAGCUGACCUUUGACCCUGAGACGGCUCAUCCUAAUCUCAUCCUCUCAGAGGACCUGAAGACAGUGACUUUCAGCACUGUGAAGCAGUCCUACCCAUCCUCACCGCAGAGGUUUACCAGCUUCUACCAGGUGCUCAGCACUCAAAGCUUCUCAGAAGGGGAACACAGCUGGGAGGUGGAGCUGGAAGGUUCACCGUGGAUCGUCGGUAUGUGCUACAGUGCAAAGCUGGCACGCGUCGGGGUGCCGUCCGCUCUGGAAAGCAGCCGAAGCUCCUGGUGUCUGAUGUGGUUCGACAACCUGCUGACUGCUUUUGAGCAGGGUCACCCUGUGCCGCUGAAGAAAACCACAGUGUCUCGCAGACUUGAGGUCAAGCUCAGCUUUAAAACACACCGGCUGAGCUUCUACAACAUUAGCUCCUCCUCUGGGAAGACGCAUAUCUACACCUUUAAGGCCAAUCUAACUGAAGCGGUGCACCUCGCCUACAGGAUGAUGUCAGGGCAUCCCAAAGGCAGAGUCACCAUUUGUUCAUAAAGGGACAUUUUGAAAAUAAGCACAAAGGAGACAUAUCAACGCGACUGUAUCUUUACUACCACAUUUCAGAAAAAGUUUAAUAUGAUAAAUCAAUUAGUACCUGUUUUAAGACUAAUAUGUGAUAUUAUAUUACUAGUUUAGACUUACACUCAACUUUAUCCCUUGGAUUUACUCCUUCAGGGAAAUUCUGCUUCCAGUAGCCUAUAUAGAGUACAGAGAGUUAAAGCAAGAGCCAUAAAGGAUAGAAAUAUAACAGACAAUAUAAAAAGUGUGUAUAUAGUACCAAAAAAGUAUUUAAAAAAAGUUGUAAUGUCCUGGAAUAUUUUUCCCUUAGAUAUAAAAAUAUCUGCACAGUAGAGAGCUAAGGGAAGACUGCACAGUAGUUGACCUUGGUUAAUACACUUGUACUGCAGAGAUUUACU